This is a messenger RNA of Cololabis saira (Pacific saury), 1266 nucleotides long. RefSeq names its product sequestosome 1 (gene sqstm1). The record is from RefSeq and is a predicted model, not a curated record. Lineage: Eukaryota; Metazoa; Chordata; Actinopteri; Beloniformes; Belonidae. Gene Ontology annotation, molecular function: K63-linked polyubiquitin modification-dependent protein binding; protein kinase C binding; zinc ion binding. The transcript has 5 exons. Gene Ontology annotation, cellular component: aggresome; amphisome. Bases 169 to 1068 code for a protein of 299 amino acids. Gene Ontology annotation, biological process: mitophagy; aggrephagy; endosome organization.
UGACGCCGAGGGCGGAAGUAAACAAUAAAAGCAGCGGAGAUUUGUCGCUGCGUCACAAACUUUCUGACACUUUGGACUUUUCUGCGCUUGUUUGGGCCCGAGUGUUCGGUUUAGUGUCGGUUCUUGUCGGUUUAGUGUCGGUUCUUGUCGGUUCUAGUCGGUCCAGUCAUGUCCGUCACCGUGAAGGCUUACCUGCUGGGGAAGGAAGAGCAGGUGAGGGAAAUCCGCAGGUUCGCGGUGGAUCAGGACGCGGCCAGCAGCUUCGAGUACCUGCGAGGCAGAACCCGGGGAGUGUUCACCCACCUGGAGAACUCCAACUUCAACCUGUACUACAGAGAUGACGACGGAGACCUGGUGGCGUUUUCCUCUGAUGACGAGUUGGUGAUGGGACUGGGAUGCAUGAAGGACAACGCCUUCCGGCUGUACGUCCGAGAGAAGAAGGAGCACCGCCGGGACUUCCCCCUCCACGCUCUGCCCCCGUUCAUGUUUGGCCCCCCCGGCCCCGGGGCCCCCCACGCCCCGCCCCCUCACCUGGGCCCUCACCCGGGCCCUCACCUGGGCCCGCCCCCGGCCGUGCACCCCAGCGUCACCUGUGACGGGUGCGAGGGCCCGGUGGUGGGAACGCGCUUCAAGUGCUCGGUGUGUCCGGACUACGACCUGUGCUCCGCCUGCCAGGCUCGGGGGACCCACACUGAGCAUGCUCUGUUCCCCAUCUGGCACCCGCUGCAGUGGUUUCCUCGGGGGAAGUGGAUGAAGAGGAUGAGACACUGCAUGUGGAACCAGAACCAGAGCCAGGACCAGGGCCGGGACCAGAACCAGGACCAGAACCCGGACCAGAACCAGGACCAGGCCGGAGCCUCCACAGGUGCCGGCAGCGCCCCCUCUGGUCAGUCCCCUCCCUCCUCAGAGGCCGACCCCCACCUGGUGGAGUCCCUGGCGGCCAUGUUGUCCAUGGGUUUCAGCGACGAAGGCGGCUGGCUGACCCGCCUCCUGCAGGCCAAGAACCACGACAUCGGCGCCGCCCUCGACGCUAUCCAGUACGCCAAGCAGCCCCGCCCCCAGAAAUGAUGUCAUCACUGUACGCCAAGCAGCCCCGCCCCCAGAAAUGAUGUCAUCACUGUACGCCAAGCUGCCCCGCCCCCAGAAAGAUGUCAUCCUUAUACACGUUUAUGUUUCACGUAUGUUUCCUGUACUAUGACAUCGUAACCUGCUUCCUUGUUAAUCAACAAUCUCUUUAAUGAUCAAUAAAAAAAACAAGUGAAUCUG